UUUAUUACUUUAUUUGUGUUUGCGGCAGGCAGGGGGGGAGGGAGUAGUUGGUAGUAAAGCUCUUCACCGUCAAAUCAAACCCUUUCCCGGUUUACAAUUUUCGCUCCCUCUUUUUAGUGCGACCAGAUACAUCUCCUUCUCUCUCUCUCGGAUUACUUAAUCGAUAGGGUUAGGGUUUCUCUGCUCUUUGAAAAGCCAUCGGCUCCCGUUUUGAUUGUCCUCAAUUCUUAUUCUCAUUGUUUUCAAUCUUCCUUCGGUUUUAGUAACUUGCUUUGCAUUUUGAGAGGAAUUGUUCCUCUACAACCAUGGAACGCAAGACAAUCGACUUGGACCAAGGAUGGGAUUUUAUGCAGAAAGGAAUCACAAAGCUGAAGAUUAUUCUGGAAGGAUCACUAGAGCAAAUCAGCUCAGAAGAAUAUAUGAUGCUUUACACGACUAUAUACAAUAUGUGUACACAGAAGGCCCCUCAUGAUUAUUCUCAGCAGCUUUAUGACAAGUACAGGGAGUCUUUUGAAGAUUAUAUUAAUUCCAUGGUGCUGCCAUCUAUACGAGAGAAGCAUGAUGAGUUUAUGCUGAGGGAGCUUGUGAAAAGAUGGUCUAACCAUAAACUUAUGGUUAGGUGGCUGUCACGCUUCUUUCAUUAUUUGGAUCGCUACUUUAUUGCUCGGAAGUCGCUUCCUCCUCUUAAUGAAGUUGGGCUGACUUGCUUCCGUGACCUGGUCUAUCAGGAAGUAUAUGAAAAAGCUAGAGAUGCUGUGAUUGUUCUUAUUGAUAAAGAACGUGAGGGAGAGCAGAUUGACAGGGUAUUGUUGAAGAAUGUUUUAGAUAUAUUUGUUGAGAUUGGAAUGGGUACAAUGGAUCGUUAUGAACAAGAUUUUGAAGCACGCAUGCUUCAAGAUACUGGUGCUUACUAUUCUCGUAAGGCAUCAAACUGGUUUUUGGAGGAUUCUUGUCCAGACUACAUGUUGAAGGCGGAGGAAUGCUUGAAGAAGGAGAUGGAUCGAGUUUCUCAUUAUUUGCAUUCAAGCAGUGAGCUAAAGUUAGUGGAGAAAGUGCAACAUGAGUUGUUGGUGGUCUUUGCAAACCAAUUUCUUGAAAAGAAGCAUUCUGGAUGCCUUGCAUUGCUUCGAGAUGACAAGGUGGAGGAUCUUUCAAGGAUGUAUAGGCUUAGCUUGGAACUUGUUGCUACCUUUUUCAAGCAGCCUAUUACUGCUGAAGGGACAGACUUGGUCCAGCAAGCUGAAGAUGCUGCAAAUAGCCUGGUUCUGCUUCUAUUGGCUGUGAAUGGUGGUGUACAGGAACAGGUUCUUGUGAGAAAAAUAAUUGAGCUGCAUGACAAAUAUAUGGCAUACGUGAAUGAUUGUUUUCAAAAUCACACCCUCUUUCACAAGGCCAUGAAAGAGGCUUUUGAGAUAUUCUGUAAUAAAACAGUUGCUGGCAGUUCAAGCGCAGAACUACUGUCAACUUUUUGUGAUAAUAUCCUCAAGAAGGGUGGAAGUGAGAAACUGAGCGAUGAAGCCAUAGAAGAAAUGCUGGAAAAGGUAGUAAAAUUGCUGGCGUAUAUCAGUGAUAAGGACCUUUUUGCUGAAUUCUACAGAAAGAAGCUUGCUCGGCGUCUUCUUUUUGACCGGAGUGCUAAUGAUGAUCAUGAAAGGAGUAUUCUUGCAAAACUGAAGCAGCAGUGUGGUGGGCAGUUCACUUCAAAGAUGGAGGGGAUGGUCACUGAUUUGACGCUGGCAAGGGAAAAUCAGACAAGCUUUGGGAAAUAUCUUGGCAAUAACCCGAAUGCACAUCCUGGGAUUGAUUUAACAGUUACUGUUCUUACAACUGGAUUUUGGCCCAGCUAUAAAUCCUCUGAUCUCAAUCUUCCAGCAGAGAUGGUCAGGGGUGUUGAAAUUUUCAAGGAAUUCUAUGAUCAAAAAAGCAAGCACCGGAAGCUAACAUGGAUCUAUUCAUUGGGGUCUUGCCGUCUCAAUGGCAAGUUUGAGCAAAAAACUAUUGAGCUGAUUGUGUCAACCUACCAGGCUGCUCUCCUGCUGCUUUUUAACUCUUCGGACAGGCUCAGUUAUUCUGAGAUUAUGACUCAGUUAAACUUGACCCAUGAUGACUUGGUUAGGGUGGUUCAUUCCUUGUCUUGUGCCAAGUACAAGAUCCUUACGAAGGAACCAAAUACAAAGACCAUUUCCCAAACAGACUACUUUGAAGUUAACCACAAGUUCACUGACAGAAUGAGAAGAAUCAAGAUUCCACUCCCCCCAGUAGAUGAAAGAAAGAAGGUUGUUGAAGACGUUGAUAAGUACAGGAGAUAUGCAAUUGAUGUUGCAAUUGUGCGCACAAUGAAGAGUCGGAAAGUUUUGGACCAUCAACAAUUAGUCUCAGAGUGUGUCGAGCAGUUGAGUCGCAUGUUCAAGCCUGACAUUAAGGCAAUUACGAAGCGAAUGGAAGAUCUGAUCACUCGAGACUACUUGGAGAGAGAUAAGGAGAACCCAAACAUGUUUAGGUACUUGGCAUAAUUCAACAAGCAGUACAGUUAUGGGCCUUUGGUUGAAAAUGGCAUGUUUUUGCUGAGAGGGAUCAGAAAGAGUAUAUAGUUGACAGCGACUUACAAUUUGCAAAUUGAUGUAAAUGAUGUAGUUGCAGUGUUUAUUUAGUAAUUUAAUGAUAUUAUAAGUCAACAGUGUCAGAAUUUUUUUUUUUAAUUUUUUUAUUUUGCCUUAAAAGCAGUUUUGGGCGAUGGUUAUCUUUCCAUCUUUUGUUGGAGAAAAAUUAAUAGAAGUAUCAAUUUUCCUUCGGCUUA
Messenger RNA from Hevea brasiliensis (rubber tree), 2797 nucleotides. Its product is annotated as cullin-1. Bases 306 to 2513 code for a protein of 735 amino acids. Gene Ontology annotation, molecular function: ubiquitin protein ligase binding. Gene Ontology annotation, cellular component: cullin-RING ubiquitin ligase complex. NCBI's taxonomy places the organism in Eukaryota, Viridiplantae, Streptophyta, Magnoliopsida, Malpighiales, Euphorbiaceae. The transcript has 20 exons. Gene Ontology annotation, biological process: protein ubiquitination; ubiquitin-dependent protein catabolic process. The record is from RefSeq and is a predicted model, not a curated record.